Gaeumannomyces tritici R3-111a-1 is the source of this 2273-nucleotide messenger RNA. RefSeq lists its product as hypothetical. The transcript has 2 exons. The record is from RefSeq and is a predicted model, not a curated record. Bases 1 to 2043 code for a protein of 680 amino acids. NCBI's taxonomy places the organism in Eukaryota, Fungi, Ascomycota, Sordariomycetes, Magnaporthales, Magnaporthaceae.
AUGGCCGGCAAGCUGCGGGCGCGCAGGGUGCAGAUCAUCAGCAUCGCAGCCCUCAGCACCCUGGGAAUCUAUACCCUGGUCCGGCUGUCGACAGCGCCGCCCUCCAUCCCACACGUCUACCUGAGCCCGAGCAAGCACGAUGCCCACAUCCCGGGCACCUCCCCGGCCCGCCCCGGCCAGGCCCAGGUCCCGAUACCACUGCCAAUACCCGACGCCGCCCUGUCCCCGACAGACACCACCGCCGCCACAUCCUCCCCACCACCCAUAUUAAAGCCCUCCAAGGAACCCAGUCCGGCGCCGCCGGGCACCCAGCACCCCAUAUCAUACCUGAUCAGCGCGGCCGAGGAGGAGAUGGGCAAGAUGGUGGCGCGGCAGUCCAAGACGCUGGAGCAGGCCGUGGCCGAGUACCGGCGGCGCUACGGCAUGCCGCCGCCGCCGCGCUUCGACGAGUGGUACGCCUUUGCGCGGGAGCGCGGGGUGCGGCUGCCCGACGAGUUCGACGGCGUCGCCGACCUGCUGACGCCCUUUUGGGGCCUGACGCCGGCCACGGUGCGGUCGCGGGCCUCGGAGGCCAUGGGCUUCGCCGGCAACGCGCUUCUGGGCGUCCAGGUGCGCCGCGGCGCCGUCGCCCACAUGUCGGGCGGCAGCGACUGGCACCGCAAGGCCGUGAGCGGCAUGCUGGCCUCGUUCGUCCGCCACCUGCCCGACAUGGACCUGGCCUUCAACGUCCACGACGAGCCCCGUGUCGUGGUGCCCCACGACGACCUCGCGCGCCUCGUCGCGAGGGCCAGGGCCGGGCCCAUGGCCGCCGUCGCCGUAGUGGCGAAGCCCAAGAACCGCUUCAGCACGGACCCUGCCGAGAAGAGCAGCAGCAGCAGCAGCAGCAGCGACAGCAACAGUGACACAAGACCAAGGCCAAAGGGGCUGGCGCCCGAGGGGGGGUUCGACCACGUCGGCACGACGCGGUUCAACAUGUACGCGCACCAGUCGACGUGGCUGCACUCGCGCUCGUCGUGCGGGCCCGACACGCCGGCGCGCGCGCUCGACGACUCGGAGCGGGCCGACGACCUCUCGGGCUCGCUCGCGGGCGAGCUGGGCUUCGUGCGCAACGCGACGGCGCUGUCCGACAUCUGCCUCAGCCCCUCGCUCGCCACGUCGUUUGGCUUCUUUGAGCGGCCAAACGCCUUCAGCGUCGUGCAGGAGCUGUUCCCAAUAUUCUCGUCGUCCAAGAUCUCGAGCUACUCGGACAUCGUCUACCCUUCCCCCUGGUACUGGUACGAAAAGGUGGCCUACGACGACGGCCAGGACCCGGGCUGGCAGGACAAGAAGGCAAAGUUGUACUGGCGCGGCUCCACGACGGGCGGGUACAGCCGCAACGGUGGGUGGAGGAUGCACCACCGCCAACGCAUGGUGGACAGGAUCAACGGCGACGGCGACGCGUCGCAGGCCAAGAUCCUGGUCAGGGGUCAGGGUAAGGGCAAAGGCGGCGGCGGUGGCGGCAGUAGCUGGGAGGCCAAGCAGGUGGCCCGCAAGCGCUUCUCGUCCCUCUUCGAUGUCUCCUUCUCGCACGUCGGGCAGUGCGACCCGGCCGACUGCGAGGCGCAGGAGCGGCACUUUUCGGUCAAGGGGCGCACGCGGCCCGAGACGGCGUGGCGGUACCGCCACCUGCUCGACGUGGACGGCAACGGCUUCUCGGGCCGCUUCUACGCCUUCUUGCGCUCGCGCAGCCUCGUCUACAAGCUCUCCGUCUUCCGCGAGUGGCACGCCGACUGGGUCCGCCCCUGGGUCCACUACGUGCCCAUGAGCCUGCGCGGCGACGAGUGGCUCGAGCUCGUGCGAUUCUUUAGCGGCGGCGAUGGGGGUGGUGGGGAGGAGGAUGCCGAGGACGGCGACGUGCUCGGCGAGAAGCUGGCGCUGCAGGGCCGCGACUGGGCCAACAAGGCGCUUCGGAACGAGGACCUCGAGGUCUGGUUCUUUAGGCUACUGCUUGAAUACGGCCGUGUUGUUGACGACGAGAGAGAAAGUAUUGGAUUCUCACUCUAAGGGGGGCGUGACAGAUGACCCCGAUCUAUUGCUCUAUUCGUCUUACUCUACCCGUGAUGAGAAAUGACCAUGUUAUUUUGAUUUUAUGACCCACCUUGUGCUCCUGGUAUAUACUCUACGAUGAAGAUUUGGAUAUGGCGCAUUGUUGGAGGCGUUAUUUGGAGUUGAAACAUCACCCUCACCUCCGGUAUCUAGGUUCAGCUGCUCUCUUCACAAAUACUAAAAAGGGG